Acanthoscelides obtectus is the source of this 5360-nucleotide messenger RNA. The record is from the annotation of a GenBank genome assembly. Lineage: Eukaryota; Metazoa; Arthropoda; Insecta; Coleoptera; Chrysomelidae.
AGGACAAAUACGUUAUCGGUUUUUGUUACAAUUCUGUGGUUCCUUGCCUGAGCUUGGCCCAUGUCUGAUGUUGUGUGACGAUAACGCCUUUAUUUUUCCGGAACAUUUCUCGAUAAUUUACUAAAAAUAUCGACAAGAACAUUAUAUACAGCAUCAGGAUUUACCCUGGUAAAUAAGGUAAGGAUCAACGACGGUACGCGGCAGCAAUUAACGAGUUCUCUUUUAUAUUUCCCCAAAGAUGUGUUUGUACAGUUCACUCGACAAUUCGGUAAAUAGUCACAGUUCGAGUAAAAAAAGUCGCGAGAGACUGAUGUUCAGUAGUUUGUGUUGUGAGUUUCAGUCCAGUAAAAGUAAUGUAAAGUUAAUCAGUAUGGGAUAAAAUGUAUUUGGUGAAGAACAGUGCUUUUAUGGUAGAGCAGCCUGACACGGUCCGAAGGUAAGAUAGCAAUAAGCGGCUCGAGAAUUCACACUGAUGAGAUGUCCCUUUGCAAAUUGCAAGUAAAUCCUGCUCCUUAACAAGAAUGUUUCAUAAUAUUUUCUUUUCUGUAACUUUUUCUAGCUGCCAUGGAAUCCGAAGACUCCAGAGAUGAUUCCUCUGGAUCUGAAAGUAAUGAUGAGGGGCCUAACAGCCCUGAUAGUGGAAAAUCUGACUAUGAUGCUGAUGAUGGAAAAUCGGACAAGAGUAGAUCUAGGUCUGGAUCAUCAUCAUCAAGCAGACCUGUUUCAGCUCAAUCUCAUAGAUCAUCAGAGAGUUCCCCAGAGGGGAAAAAAUACGGUAGAAAUAAUAUAAAGUCCCCAGGUUCUGAAAGGAGUAGGUCUACCAGUUCAGAAAAAUCUGGCCAAAGUAGAUCCAGUUCACCUGAACAAAAAGAUGAAGCGGCAUCCAGUACAGAAGAGGAGAACAAGCUACCUAGAAAAUCAAGAGCUGAGGAAAGAAGUAGGUCUAGUUCUGUUGAAGAUGAUAAUGCUAGAAGCAGAUCUAGCUCUCCAGAAGUAGAAGAGAGUCAAGUGAAACAUGGUUCCAUAGUAAAACAACAAAGCAGAUUAAGCUCAUUAGAAGAUAAAGUUCAGGAUUCCAAAAGUAGUAAGGUUAUGAAAGAAGGUAAAGCAACCAUAAAAGAUGAACAAACUACUGGAUCAGUUUAUUUAGAAGAUCAGCUGCAAAGCAGAUCCGCCUUUGAAGAAGCAGAAUCAAAAGUUACACAAAAAACUGUUGAACAUUCUAGCUUGAGCCCAGAAGUAAGAAAAAGCACUAGAAGUAGAUCAAGCUCUAUUGAAAAUGAGAAUGUUCAUUCAUCAUCAGGAUCUUCAGAUAAAUUGAAGACUCGAAGUAGAUCUAGUUCUAUAGAGAAGGAAUCAUUAAAAAACACACCAAAUGAGAAACUGCAUGGUAGAUCAAACUCUUUUGAAAAAGAAAAGAUUAGAAGUGGACCCAGCUCUCUGGAUAAAAAUGACAGAUCAAGUGAUAGAGAAAUAAGAAGUAGGUCAAGCUCUUUGGAUAAGCAAGAAUAUCAGUCAAACCCUGUAGAAAUUAAUGACAUCCCAAGAAAAUCAAACUCUGAUGAAACUGUUGCUAUCUUUGAUAGACCUGUACCAGUUGAAAAAAAGAAUAUCAAAAUCACACUUCUCAACAACAUAGAAGUUGGCAGACCACAAUCUCCCCCAAAUGAUUCCCCACAUAGUCCACCAUAUCCAGAUAGGGAGCAAAUUCGAUCCCCUGAUCCACCAAAAUCACCAGAUGAGUCUCAUUCUUCAAGAAGUAGUUCACCAGAUCACCACUCUGGUCAGAAAUAUAGAUCUUUCAAGUCAGGGGGUGACUACAGAAAAUGUAGGGGAUCUCGUAGAUCUGGGGGUUCAAGAGGUAGAAGCAAGUCAUCAUCAUCUGAUUCUAGCAAUAGCAGUGUUGAUUCUUCCAGUAGGAAGAAUAAGAAUUUCGGAAAAAAUGCUGAUACCAUGCCUGAAGCCAUAUCUGAUGGUGACAUGGAAAUUGAACAAGAAAAAGAUACUGCCAAAGGUAAAGAAAAAACUGGACAACCGAAAUCUGGCAAUGAAAUCAACAUUUCACAUGAAGACCUUUCUGAUGUAUCUGACUUAGAGGACUCUAUGGGGGCCCAUUUUGAUCAAGAAGAUAGCAGGGAUAAACACAAAAGAGAUAAUAAUGAAGGAAGGCAGUACCACCAUAUAGAUGACAAACCUAACAGCAAGAGUCCUGUUAACCAAGACGGUUUAGCAAAGAAAGUGGAUUCAAACUCAAGACAAGAUGAAGCUGAAGAGCAACUGGAUUUUGAAGCUGAAGAUGGAGAAUGUGGAGAGACAGAUAAUAAAGAUGAAGCUGAGGAGAGAGCAGCAAAAGAAGCUGAAGAAAAACGAAAGGAAGAGGAAGAAAGGAAGAAAAAAGAGAGGGAAGACUUGGAGGAGGGUGAAGUGACCGAUGAGGAUGAUGUCAGACCUGAGGAAACUGAACCAAGACCAGUUUGCAGGUUUUUCUCUAGAGGGCAGUGUACUUGGGGGGCCAGUUGCAGGUUCUUGCAUCCUGGUGUUACUGAUAAAGGUAACUACACAAUGUUUGACCUGGUUCGUCCACUGAUGCCAGGCGAAUUCAGAGACGAUAGAAUGUACGUAGGUGCUAAAAUAGAGCCUCCUGUUGUUGAGUCUGCUUGGGAGAGGGGUCUUCGGACGGCCAAAGAAAUGGUCAGGAAGUCCCUAAAGAGAAAGGAGCAAGACAUGGACUUUGAAGAGAAGAAAAUGAAUUUGAGCCUAGCACAAGAGGAAUUUGAUAAGGAAAAUGGGUAUUAUGGUAGAGUACCAUCGCCAGAACCAAGAUACGUCCGCCAUGUGGAGUACCCGCCGAUGACCCGCCCGCCGCCUCCAGACGACUACUAUGCCCCCGUAGUGAUGCCACCCCGUCGCCACGUGAUGUACGAACCCGAGUACAUGGGACGCGAACGACCUUCAAGGGGGCCGUACAGAGAACCUCCAGUGGCUGCGCCGCCCCCGCAUCGUGGGGCGCCGCCCUCGCAUCACACGUCUCACCAUCCCCCUGAUUAUUAUGCGGAUGAAGGAAGGGGUUCGGAGUCGAUUAGAGAGAAGAGAGAAAGACCGCCACCUGUCGGCCAUCCAGGGCUGCCAGGGGAGAGGAGCAGUAGGGCGCAUGCGCCUGUACCUGAGGGCAGGUCCAAGAGAGAGGUAAUCGUACAAAGGGCUGAGGAAGUAAGAGGAAGGGGUGACGAAUGGCAGGACCCGUGGAUGAGACUCAAAUCUCCAGCAGGCAGAAGAAAUAAAGAAAGGAAGCGAUCUUACAGCUCAGGGUCUAGUUAUUCUUCAAGCAGUUCAUCGAGUCGCUCUUCAGAUUCGAGCCACAGUUCAUACAGGUCUAGGUCUCGAACACCACGUCGUCGUCACAGGUCAAGAUCAAGACGCAGCAGACACGUGUCGCCAUCUGUGAUAGUUUCCGAAAGGAAGGCGGCCAAUGAGCGAGCGGCACUCAUGAAUCCGCCGGCGCCUAAGAGGAGGGCGCCUUCGCCAACACUGAUGCGCGUGAGCACAGCAGCCAACCCGCCAGCGCCAUCCCGUAGCGGUGGUAGCAAACUGGCGAUGGCAGCGGCGUUGGCCAGAAUGAAGAGUCGCGGUGUUGCCAGAUCGUCGAGGUCAUCCUCAGGCAGCUCAAGCAGUUCCAGCGAUUCAGAAGAUUCGUCGGAUUCAAGCAGUUCUAGCAGCAGGGAUGGUUCUCCCACGCCUCCGCCGCAUCAUGGGGCGUCUGGUAUCAGGAGGCCACCAGGCAUGGACAUAUCGUUAGCGAAGGCAAUGGACGCACUGAAAGGCAGUUCCAUGGAGAAGAAGCAGAUCAAACUGAACCUGAAAACGCCCAUGGGCUCGAAAGGGAAAUCUGGUGAUUCAGACGUGAGGAAAUUGGAAAUUGCUGCGGCCGCAGCGGCGGCCGUCCAGGGCAAGAAGAGGGGUGCUACCUCGCCACCUCAGGGGGAGAGCAAGUCCAAGAAGGCUACCUCCAGAAGGGAGGAAUUGCUGAAGCAACUGAAAGCCGUGGAAGACGCUAUUGCGAAGAAACGAUCAAAAGUUAAUUGAACGCUCUGUUGUUGCAGUGCUAAUUAGGUGUUAAGUGGAAAACUGAUUAUUGAUAAUUUGGUUGAUUUGUUUAUUGUAAUUAAUGACUUGAGUAUCUCGUAUUUCUUUGUACUGCAUUCAUUGGAUUGUUGCAAUACCAUUGAUUAAUGUAUUAUCUUCGGAAGAUGGCUGCAUUAGUAAUGUUAGUAGAAGAAAAAGUGGUUUUAAUGCACACAAGCAAGCUGUCACCUAGUUGAAGAUGCAUUCCCGGUCUCGUGAUACAUUGUAUCAUAUCCACUAACUUUCACUUCAAGGCCUCAUAAGCAUAAAAACUGGAAACAGGCAAACCCAUAGAGGGAGUGUUGAAGCCAAAAGAGAAUGAAGGUGGGCUAUCUACUUUAACCAUUGUGUCAGUCGUGCAUUUAAAGUUCUGCGGAUGUCAUGUCAUGCUCAAAAGCUCUACGCGCACUACAUUUCCGGGAGCUUUGCCCUCCUUACCCCCCAGUAUUGGCUUUAUAUGAUUACCUGUGUUUUACCUUGUGCAAUCUUCAUGCUCUCAGUAGUACCUUUGAUAAACGUAUUCUAACUGAAGAUAUCCAACCUGAUGCUUCUUUUUUGCGUCCAAUAAAUUAUCCGAGAUAAAAUGCGAUACCGUACCGUGAUUUACAAUUUGUCACAGCUGUUUUUCCAAAGCAUAUAUUGUAAAUAGAGAAACAGAUGUGACAAAUUCUCAUAGAUGACGCUACAAUAUCUCAUUUUAUCUCGAACAAUUUAUUGGGCGCUGGAAUAUAGCAUACGUUAAUCAUUGAUAGUGUUUAGUGUUUUAAUGCAUCUAGAUACUUUUUAUUAUCUAAGAAAUAUUUGGAAAGUUGAUACAAAUCUCUUCUCAAGCUUCUCUCGUUAGAUGAUUAUACUAUUUUCUAAACUAAUGCAUUAAUCAGUGACAAGUAACAUUUUCCUGAUGUUAUUACGCAGCAAGUGCCGUCGAUUUUCAGACGGAAUUGAAAAGUAUCCGAUACUUUCAUAAAACAGUGUAAGCUUAAUGAAAUAACAAUAUAAUAUUCAUUAUCUGUUAUAUUAUUGUAGCUAUUAUGGCCAAGGCUCUUGUAACUAUUACACAUGUCCAAUCAAGUAAAACAUUUCUAACAGUUAUCGUUUCAUUUAAAAGGCGAGAGUAACAUCUAGGCAUUUUAUCUUGGUGGAGUACUGGGAGUAUUUCACAACAGCUUGUAGCAAAAACAGCAAUUUAUAAAAAUAAAACUUAGCCUAGAGGUAUUUGUGUAAGAACAAAGCAUAUA